CCAACUUUUCUUUUCUUUUUGAGAAAGUAGUAAAGCCAACUUAAGAUGACAAAUUAAAGGUCUCUCUUUCUCUCUCUCAAGAAUUCCAAGAAUUGUUGACCACAUUUUAUAUAUAAGAGCAUCAAUAAUUUCUCAAAACACAGCUUCACCAUAGCUAAAGUUUUUUCUCCUUAUUUCUUUCAUAAUCACACAUCCAAAGCAAUGAUCAAGUUCCAAAUUUCUUUAUUCAAAUUCUUAACCAUCUUUACUCUUAUUCUUCUUGUUGGCCCUAUCCAAGUCUCUUCAAAGUGCACAUGUGAAUCCCAAGAAGAAGAUGGAAGCAUAUCCGAGGCACUCAAAUACAAACUAGUUUCCAUAGCUUCAAUCCUACUUGCUAGUGCAUUAGGAGUUAGUCUUCCAUUUUUGGUAAAGAGAUUUAGAUUUUUAAACCCAGAGAAAGACAUUUAUUUCCUUAUUAAGGCCUUUGCAGCCGGGAUAAUCUUAGCAACCGGGUUCGUUCAUGUACUUCCUGAUGCUUAUCAAAGUUUAAACAGCCCUUGCCUUAGUGAAAAUCCGUGGGGAAAGUUUCCCUUUACGGGUUUUGUGGCAAUGGUGUCAGCUAUUGGAACAUUGUUGAUGGAAGCUUUUGCUACAGGAUACCGAAAGAGGUCUGAUCUGAGGAAAGCUCAGCCACUGGAUGCUGAUGAGGAGGAAAGUGAUGAGGCCCAUGCAGGUCAUGUACAUGGUUCUAUAUCUGUAUUAGAGAAGUCAAAUUCAUCUGAUCUUGUUCGGCAUCGCAUAAUAUCUCAGGUUUUGGAGUUGGGAAUCGUGGUCCAUUCAGUGAUAAUUGGAAUAUCGCUUGGUACUUCUGAAAGUGCAAAGACAAUCAAGCCUCUGGUAGCAGCAUUGAGUUUCCAUCAGUUUUUUGAGGGCACGGGACUUGGCGGAUGCAUCUCUCAGGCGAAAUUCAGCCAUCGAACUGUGGCAAUUAUGGUACUAUUCUUCUCCCUUACCACUCCAGCGGGAAUAGCUGUUGGCAUAGGCAUAUCGAAAAUGUACAAUGUGAAUAGCCCAACUGCACUCAUUGUUCAAGGGCUUCUCUUAUCAGCAUCUGCUGGAAUUUUAAUUUACAUGGCACUUGUUGAUCUUCUUGCAGCUGACUUUAUGAGCAGAAAAAUGCUAAGCAAUUUUAGGCUCCAAGUUGGAGCCAGUUUUACACUUCUUCUAGGAGCUUGUUGUAUGUCACUCUUGGCCAAAUGGGGAGAAUCUUGAUUUUAUUUUUUAUUUUUUUUCGGAGAUUGAUUUUAUUUCAUUUUUGAACUAUAUUGGAACUAUAUCAAACUCUAAUUUCUUCUUCUUUUUCUUUUUCUUUUUUGUUUGUAAUGUCAAUAGUAAUAA
Messenger RNA from Quercus lobata, 1377 nucleotides. RefSeq names its product zinc transporter 5-like. The record is from RefSeq and is a predicted model, not a curated record. NCBI's taxonomy places the organism in Eukaryota, Viridiplantae, Streptophyta, Magnoliopsida, Fagales, Fagaceae. Bases 202 to 1251 code for a protein of 349 amino acids. Gene Ontology annotation, biological process: zinc ion transmembrane transport. Gene Ontology annotation, cellular component: plasma membrane. The transcript has 3 exons. Gene Ontology annotation, molecular function: zinc ion transmembrane transporter activity.